CGCACGCGCACUGGCAGGCUUGUUUGGCCAUCUCCGGGCGGGCUGGAACCCCAGCGGGCAGGUGUCACCGGAGCUGGCCGCGCGCCACCUUGUGGGGUUCGCAACUAUGGCGAGCCAGGGCGUGGGGUCUGAACAGGAGCCGCUCUUAGGGGACCACACAUCCGGAAGCAGAGAAUGGGACAUUAUAGAAACUGAAGAGCAUUAUAAGAGCCGAUGGAGAUCUAUUAGGAUUCUGUAUCUUACUAUGUUUCUCAGCAGUAUAGGGUUUUCUAUUGUGAUAAUGUCAAUAUGGCCAUAUCUCCAAAAGAUUGAUCAGACAGCUGAUGCAAGUUUUUUGGGCUGGGUUAUUGCUUCAUUUAGUAUUGGCCAAAUGGUGGCCUCACCUUUAUUUGGUUUAUGGUCUAACCAUAGGCCACGAAAAGAACCUCUCGUCGUCUCCAUCUUUAUUUCGGUGGCUGCCAACUGCCUCUAUGCAUAUGUCCAUGUUCCGGCUUCUCAUAAUAAGUAUUACAUGUUGGCUGCUCGUGGAUUGGUGGGGUUUGGAGCAGGAAAUGUUGCAGUUGUUAGAUCAUAUAUUGCUGGUGCUACUUCCCUUCAGGAAAGAACAAGUUCUAUGGCCAAUACAAGCACAUGUCAAGCAUUAGGGUUUAUUCUAGGUCCAGUAUUUCAGACUUGUUUUGCACUCAUUGGAGAAAAGGGCGUGACGUGGGAUGUGAUUAAGCUGCAGGUAAACAUGUAUACAGCACCAGUUUUACUUAGCGCCUCUGGAGUUGUAAACAUCAUUCUGAUCAUCACUGUAUUAAGAGAACACCGAGUAGAAGACUCAGGACGACAGUGUAAAAAUAUUAAUUUUGAAGAAGCAAGAACAGAUGAAUUUCAGGUUUCCCAAGGAAAUAUCGAUCACGUUGCUGUUGUGGCCACCAAUAUUCUCUUUUUUGUGAUUUUAUUUAUAUUUGCCCUUUUCGAAACAAUACUUACUCCACUGACAAUGGAUAUGUAUGCCUGGACUCAAGAACAAGCUGUGUUGUACAAUGGAAUAAUACUUGCUGCUCUUGGAGUGGAGGCAGUUGUUAUUUUCAUGGGGGUUAAAUUACUUUCCAAAAAGGUUGGCGAGCGAGCUCUUCUCCUGGGCGGACUCAUCGUUGUGUGGGUUGGCUUCUUCAUCUUGUUACCUUGGGGAAGUCAGUUCCCCAAAAUACAGUGGGAAGCCCUACAUAAUAAUUCAAUCCCUAAUACCACAUUUGGGGAGAUUGUGGUUGGUUUUUGGAAGUCUGCAAAAGAAGAUCAUAAUGAUGGGCCAGUUGGUUGCCCAAUUGAGCAAGCCUGGUGCCUCUACACCCCGGUGAUCCAUCUGGCUCAGCUCCUCACAGCAGGUGUGCUGAUUGGAAUAGGCUAUCCGGCCUGUAAUGUCAUGUCUUAUACAUUAUAUUCAAAAAUUCUAGGACCAAAACCUCAGGGCGUGUACAUGGGCUGGUUGACAGCCUCUGGAAGUGGUGCCCGGAUUCUUGGGCCCGUGUUCAUCAGCCACGUGUACACUUACUUGGGGCCGCGAUGGGCGUUCAGCCUUGUGUGUGGAAUGGUGGUGCUCGCCAUCACGCUCCUGGGAGCGGUUUACAAGAGACUCAUUCCCUUUUCUGUAAGGUGUGAGAGGAGUCAAGGCGAAAGCAGUUCGACUGUGGUGGAGCAUACUUGAUUUGCGUGGUGAUUCCUAGUUGAAGGCUAUGCCACACAAUCGCCAUGAACCAGUCUCCAGAUAUAAGCUGUGGAUACACUGCCCAUUUUGAAAAGCAAGAACAUGUGACUUGACUAACAGAGGGGAUUCUACAUGUAAUUGUGAAUUGUAGGAGAUAGAAAACAUUCUGGGUCAUGAUUUCCGUAUCUCAAAACCAAAAUGAAAUAUUCUUACGAUGCCCUUUGGGGUUUCAUGAACUAGACAGUGAGUGGCAGUGGUCUGUAAGGGUGAGACUACUGAAUACAGACUCCAAAGGUGUCAUUAGAUAAUGAGAAUAUCUGCAGGAGAACCGGAGAGUUCGUGUGAAUCAGCUGUAUUACAGAAUGAAGUCAUAGAAAUUUUAUGCCUAAAGAGAUAUUUUAAUUAAAAGACAGUAACUUGGGCUGGGGUUGUGGCUCAGUAGUGGAGCGCUUGCCUAGCAUGUGUGAGGCACUGGGUUCGAGUCUCAGCACCACAUAUAAAUAAAUGAAUAAGAGGUCAAUCAACAGCUAAAAAGAAAUUUUUAAAAAUGACAACUACUUUUUAUUUAUAAAAACAUUUUCUUUUCUUACAUUUCCUUACAAAAUAAAAAUCAUGACGCUUAAGUUCUCCAUUUAGCAUGCCUGCCA
Messenger RNA from Sciurus carolinensis (gray squirrel), 2340 nucleotides. It is a transcript of the gene Mfsd8, whose product is annotated as major facilitator superfamily domain containing 8. Gene Ontology annotation, molecular function: transmembrane transporter activity. Gene Ontology annotation, biological process: transmembrane transport. The record is from RefSeq and is a predicted model, not a curated record. Lineage: Eukaryota; Metazoa; Chordata; Mammalia; Rodentia; Sciuridae. Gene Ontology annotation, cellular component: lysosomal membrane.